UCCUCCAAUCAGCUGACUACUGACUCCGUCGUACGAUGUUCUCGCGUGUUCUGAUCACGAUGGCUUGUUUUCAUCAUCUUCCAGCUCGUCCAGCAGCCCGGAGGCUCAGUCGGUGGGCGAUCGAGAAAAGGUGCGCAUGUUAAAAAAUGGACUGCGCACUUUCCCCCCCGCGGGUUUUCCUAUCGACGGAUUUGAACGCAUCAUCUUCCCGCUGAUGUUCGCCGCAGAUGUUGGUGGAGGAAGGAGCUGCUCUGCCUGAGGAGCUCGGUGCCAUGCACGGCGCUGGUUUUGCAUUUGUACGCAUCCAUCCAGCCUCUUCCUGCUCUAAUCAAACGGCGUCACAUGCUGCUGAAAAGCACUUUAACGCUCCAGAUAAGAUGUGUUUGGGUGAAUGCCGCAGCCGACAGGAUUUGGACCAGCUCUGGAGGCCAGCAUGCACACAUCGGAGGACGUUUUUAUAACGCUUGCAAAUCAAAUCUCUUAAAUUUUAACGUCAAUUAAAGACUCAGCCAUGGGGGAUGACAGCAGCCUGUCUCGGCAAAUAGACAGUGUGGAGAGGAGCGUGGUGUUCCUGAGGCAGGAGCACCUCACUUUGCUCCACGGCCUCCACCUGGAGAUCCUGUCCCUGCAGAAGAGAUGCUCAGAGUUGACGAGCGAGCUGAAGGUGAAGCCUCCAGGCAGGAGUCAGAUCGAAUUGCAGGAGGAAGAGGAGUUCUUGGAGGCCCGCUGUCGGAACGUGGAAAACCGUCUGGCAGGGCAGGAGUGCACCUUAGGAGAACUUCGUAAGGAGCUCACUCACAAAGGGGCUUUGGUGGGAGCCCUCAGAGCGAAUCUCAAGGAAAAGGAGCGCCAUUUUCUGGAGGAGCUUAAACGCCGCAGCCACUGUUCCACCAUCCUCAACACCGAGCUGCAGAAGCAGACGGAGGCAGCAGCUUACCUCUCCUUCCAGCUGCACGCUGCCAGGCAGAAACUGCACCACCAGCGGAUGCAGCAGAGGCAGGGACUCCUGUCCAGAGCCAACAGUCAGGGGCCCCAGUACGGUGCCGAGCACAACUCUGAUUCUCCGCAGAUGUUAUCCGGAGCUUCCCCUUCAUCCCCCGUGGUUAAGCCCAAGAGGAAGAGCGUCAGAGCAUCCUCGAGGGUGGAGCGCGCCCGGGAGUGCGUGCCGAUAGAGAAGGUGAUGGGUCCUGCAGAGCCCACAGCGAUGCCCGACCCGGCACUCUUCCUCCACCCUCGAAGGCACAGAGCUCGCUCCAGGCACACUCAGAGACAACCCCCGCUGGGCCUGGAGAAGGAGGACGAGGAGGAGGGAGGCGGAGAAGGGCCGGUGGAGCCCCAGGAUGAAGCUGCCAGACUGGUGUCCUCAGCAGCAGCGCCCCCUGCUGCUGAGACCAAGGCAGAUUAAUCACUACUGUGACGUGUGCUUUUGACUACUGUAGGACUCCCUCCUGCCAGACUGUUAAUGCUGUUAACUGUUCUGCACCUUGACUGAAUUGAUACUGGGACUGGUUUUAGCUAUUUAAUGAUAUUACACUUACCAUAGACACUUUUUUUUCUUAAAAACAGACUUUGAUAUAACCUUAAAUAACUUGCAAAGCAGAAGUCAGUGUCACUUUAAGUCAGUCUUUGAAAUGAGGACGGUCUGUUUACGCUGCUGUCCAACGCUCUGUAUACGGUGGGGCCUUAUUUCAAAGUGGCCCCUUUUUGAUUUAUAGUGAGUUUAAAGUCGACUACAAGCCCAGCUGUGUGACCCAAGCAACUGUGACCUUUCAAGGCCAACCGUAAAUCUCCCCAUGUGGCCAAACGUUUGUGAGGCCGCCGACUGAGGCACAGCUGAAAAUAUCUAGGAUUGUUGGGCACUUCUGGAAAACUAUCGAUCAAAGUUUGUUUCCUUUGUUUUAAUAGAAACCGUAACUUGCAAUUCUUUAACUUUUGCUAACAUUUUUCUUUAAUCCAUAAUCGUUAACACUACUCUGCUACAUUAUAGAUUCGUGUAUCAUUAUUUUACAUCUAAUCCACAGAAAAUACUUUUAUCUAACUGGCUUGAAGGUGUCAACUCUGGAGGUGUUUAUCUCAACAACAGAGAGUAGCGCGACAAGAAACAAUAUUUGAGGGCACAACAGGCUUGUCAGCAGUUUUAAAAUCACUGUGCAAGGUACUAAAUGCGUGUAGCGACAAUAUUAAAGCUUCGGCUAGCUGUCCCUGGUGAGGUAGACCUUCUUCACAGCAGAUAAUGACAAUAACAGUUAUUACAGACCCUUGACGUUUCUCAGUUUUUGCUGCUGAGCCAGGAAUCACAACAGUGGGGCUGUUUCUGAAAUAACUAACUAAUAAUGUCCCCUUAUAGAAUAUACCUAAUAUGUUACUUACUCAGAAGUAGUAGCAGCAACUUAGUUCAGAAACAUAAUAAACAUAAUAAUAAUAUUGGUUUUAGGAAGUAAGAAAUUUGAAAAUUGAUAUGUCAGCUGAUAUUGUUCAUUUAUAUGUUACAGGAAUAAUGAAAAGUGAAAAUGAUAGUCAUUGUUUAUUAACUUUCCAGCAAUGUAGUUCCCAAACUAGUUUCCCAUGAAUACACCACUUGACUCCGUACCACUGAUGGCUCAGCUACAUGUGCUGCACACAGUGUUAAGAUUACUGUAAACAGUGGAGUCAGAGCGGCCUUACUGGACAUACUGUGUAAUGAAACAGUUUCUAAAUUCUCUAAAGCGUUUUUUUUAAAUGUUCUAUAAAAGAAAGUUUUCAUAUCAGACAACAUAUACAUCAAUGCUGAUAUAUCUGUGAUAUAAUAUCCGCUAACCAGUAUAUAUCAGUCAGGCUCUAUGCUGCAUUGUGCCUGUGUGUCUGGAACAUAAAACCCUGCUUGGGAGUUCAUUUCAGACAGAAUCAUUUUCCCAGUAAAAAAGUCAAAAUGUGUGCUGUGAAAAAUGUCUAUAAGCUCACCACGGUUUAAACUAUGAACAAACUUUGCAAAUGGAUCACGAUUUUACCUCAGCCUUUCUUUCCUGCUUAGAUAAGUGUCCAUAAUGUAACAUACUGAAAGGUCAUUGCACACUGACCUCUAUUUAACUACAGUCUUCUCUUUAUCUCAGUCUGUAGGUUGACUGUCAAAAAAACAAAAAAGCAAAUGCACACCACCUUACAUAUCACACAUAGUACAUACUAAACUUAAAAAAUAUAGAUGCAAACUUGUCAGCCUUCAUGUUCUGUUUUUUUUUAAUUAUCAGGUGAUUAUAUUGCAAAAAAGAAAUGAAUGAAUCCGUUUAGAUAUUUUCUAAUAGGUAAAACCUAAAUUUGCUCUUGUAUCAGUGCCUGAUAGGUGGAGGAGACAUCAGACAACAGUGGCAUUUCACCUCUCACACUAAACAGCAAAAUUUAGUUCAUGUUUCCCUUUGUGAUGCAUUGAGGCACCAUGUCAUGACGCUUGGUAUAAACAGGCAGCAUUCAGGUGAUACUCACUUCUGGCUCAUUAGACCAUGUGUUUUACUCAGGUGUGGUUUGUGUACUGAACACACACACACACAUAGACAACUGCUACUUCAGCCUAUUUGUGUUUGAGGUUGUUUUGUUAGGGUUUUUUUUCACCUCAGGAAAAAAAACGGACAAACAAAAACACAAGUGUAGCUUUCGGUGUGCGUUCAAAUGCAGCACGGUCUGAUAGAUUUGCAGGACGGCCUGUUUGCAGUGUGUUCUCAGUUUUACACAUUUUACUCCCUGAAAAAGACAUUUCCUGUACUGGAAAGGACAAGAAGAGGGACGAGCGUGUCCUCUGAUAUCCAAACAUAUGCAGGUGGUGGCCCCUAGUGUAACACUGAGCAAAUAGCAUGAAGAAAAGAUCAAAUCAACACAAUAUUUUAAUGAAGAAAAUAUUUUUUAUGCUAUUGCUUGCAUAUAUCAGUGCCAAUUAUGAAUUUAUUGUUGUCCAUUCAAUACCCCACUGCAAUUACUGCCUUAUAAUAGAGGAGUCAUAAUAAAUGCUGUGCGAAGAAACAGGGCAAAAGUUAACUUUACUCUUAGACUUUGCAUAGAACAGUUACUGUAUGUCAGUGUUUUCCUCUAAGUUGUGUCAGUCGGUCUUUACUUGAGCCAUGACUUAACUGAGCAUCAGUAAUUAGUUUAAUCGUGAUUAGUUGCUGUGAGGCUUUCCUUGCAGCUCCUGUUUAGAAGUUUAGCAUUAUGUUUUAGGAGUAUAUCAUCAAUAAAGCAAUAUCAAUAUAUUUAUAUAUUCUUACUAGGUCACGACAGCUGGUUUAAGGACACUCGAGGCGUUAAAGUAGAUUUUAUGAUUGUUUUAAUGUUUGUAAUUCUUCAACUCACUAUGUUUUGCUUAAUAUUUUUCUGAACUGUCUGAUGGAUUGUCGAUGAAUCUUUAUGUUGUUAUGCUACAGUUUAUCGGAGGAGAGGAUUCAAAGAUGCGCUACAUGUGAAGCAACGUAAAGCAAAUAGGCAUAGUAUUCUGCCAGCUGGAUGAAAAUGAACUGAACCUGUCUUCUUUUUUAGCAAAAAUGCAAAUGUGACAAGGGUUUUUCAUUCACUUCUUAGCUCUGGUAAGUCAUUAGUAUGACUGUGUGCACUAUUCUUCCUCGAGUUUCAUGAGACAGGAGGCAAUUAAAGUACAAAGCUGUCUCAUUGAAAACAGCUUUUUUCUCCCCAACAGGUAAAUUGAACUUCAGACUGUUAGACUUCAUCACUCCACCUACCAUCUAAAUGGAGCAGCAGACACAUUUUACCAUCAUUUCACAUUUUUACACAGUAGAUGAUCCAUACUUUGGUAUUAUGUCACAUCUUGGACAAAUAACCAAAAUACUGGCUGCUGUAUGAGACGGAUGACGAAAAUGCUAAAGAGCCAAAGAGGCCCAGCACUGGAAUUAAGCACGGAGACGAGCGGUGUGACGCCUUAAUGAUGUCUUUUCAUGAGUAUUUCAGCUUAAGCGAGUAAAUCUUAAUGACCUGCUUUGAUUUUUCUACUUUUCAGAGCGGUUUAUCUCACAUCCUGCAAACAUAGCGGAGUAAUACUAAUUUACUGACGCCCACAGAGAAUGUCUUCCAUCUUUCUAAAUGCUGAUAUAACUUUAAUCUUCAGUGCAGUCAUGAAGCAGCAGCAGCAGUGUCUGUCAUUUUGCUCGUCCUUGUGGUCAACAAGUUUAUUUCAGAUCUUCGAGAGAUGUUUCAGUGGACUUUAUGUGGCACCAUAAAGCAUCUUGGUUGACAUGUUAUGUGGUUUCUAGCAAUAAUGCUGUGUGGCUCCCAACAUGACAUGCAGAGAGAUGUUGAUUUGAUUUUGGUCCACGGGUGAGCUGUUGACUGAUUACCGCAUAUACUGUGUUUGCUUCCUACAGUGAUCAACUGUACACAUAAAUGGAAUAAAACGGAGGAUUGUCUA
Messenger RNA from Amphiprion ocellaris (clown anemonefish), 5380 nucleotides. RefSeq names its product coiled-coil domain containing 92Ba (gene ccdc92ba). The transcript is spliced from 4 exons. Bases 512 to 1405 code for a protein of 297 amino acids. Lineage: Eukaryota; Metazoa; Chordata; Actinopteri; Pomacentridae. The record is from RefSeq and is a predicted model, not a curated record.